GCAAGCUGCUCACUCAGGGGACCCAUGAGCAGAGGAGCCACCCUUCAGCGCAGGACCACCUACCACAUUUCAUUGACCCUAGUCAAAUUAGAGGCUGUAGGAGAGGACAAAAAAGCAGAGAGCACUGAGGUAUACCGAAGACAUGACACCCCCUCUCUUGGAAGCACCCCUGGAUUGGCCCAUUGCCUAUCACUGGAUAGGGAAUUUUCGGAUGUCUGGGCAUGGGGAGGGCCCUCUUCUGGUUCCGGGGUGAGUGGAGGAAAAGAACGGUCUACCACAGAAGCCAGUUUACCUGUGAUUAACAGCAGCGUGGAGACAAGUGUGACAGCAAAGGUGACUUCAGGUACUAACAAUGCAUCACCACCAGUUCCUUCAAAAUCUGUCCCACCUGAAGCUGAAACAUUGGCUCCAAGGCAAGCAGAAUCUGCACAUAGUACUGCUACGGUGCUUAAAGAGAAGGCCACAGGAAUUGCCAGUUCCUCAGGUUUGGAAAUGGGGGCCAAACACAAAAGCGAUACAUCGUCUUCACUACCGGGAGAAGGAGAUGCUUCAGCUAAUAUCAACGGCACUGCAAAAGAAACAGCAACGAUCCCCGAGACAUCAAGUAUUGUGGGUCACUUGUCUCAAGAAGUUGCCAGUGCAGAAUGUACAACAAACAAACCAACGCCAUUAGCAACCGAAACAUCGGGAGCCACUGGGAAAUCUCAACCUUCAGUCCCCAAAGAGGUAAAGAGUAAUACUAUGGCAUCUAGUAUUCCAGUACCAGCACCAACUGAUAAGGAUACAGGGUCAUCAAGUGCUACAACUCAGAAACAGGAUCAAAAGAGUUCUCAAGCAGCAAGUAAUGCAACUUCAGUACAGGGAGACAAUCGCACAGGUGCACCCAGCAGUGGAGACCCUUCUGCGCAAAACACCAAAUCUUCAGGAGCUCCAGCACCAGCAAUGAAAGACACCAGAACAGCUAGUGCUCCAGUGCCAUUUAGUCAAAGGGAAUUUCGCUUUGGAGAAGUGCGGGUAGUUCGAGGAUCUCUCAUCAGAAGACCAGCACUGGAUACUGAUGUGUCCAGGGAUUUAGUAUGCAGUCCUUUAACACCAGUGUCUGGUUCCAGAUUCACUGAGGGUGUCAGCCCUGAGAAACCAGUUACCGAAUCUAGAAUUACCCGUCGCAGUUUAAAGGCAAUAAAGGUACCAGCUGUAUCAUCUGACUCGCCACCACACAUAAGUGCUUUACCAGUUUCUACGGAGAAGUCUAUCAACAUUUCUGAAAAUAUUGACAAACCAUGUGCAGUGUCAUCUAGCAUACCCCGUGUUACAGCUCCUCCAAUAAGUGCUGCCCGCACUGCAUCAGCAUUGUUUUCUGCAUCCCGAUCUGCAGGAGCCCCUGUUAUUGCUGCAAAGCCUAGUGAGGCCAAAAUAAUUGCUGCGAGAACUGCUGCAAGAGGAUCUAAGGGAUCAACUGCAGGGGCAGGAAGCGAAGAGUCUACAGGAAGCAAAGCAACAAAAAGUGGGGAUACUGGCACAUAUCCUGGAGCAAAACCACCUGUUACUGUAUCCAAAACUGUACCUACUGUCACACCAGUUAAAGCCCCAAGUAUUAUUACUAAACCAGUGACUUUAUCUAGUGACACUGUACCAACACCAGCCCCUAGAAAUAAACCUUCAUCUACUGCAAAAGCUCCAAUGACUGGCACAGGAACAUAUCCAGGAGCCAGAUCACAGAAUAUCGGGACUAAAUCUCCAGGUGGCAAAGCAACUAGUGAUAGGCCCGUUACCUUGAUAGAAAACAAGACUUCAAGCCCCAGCAAGCUAACAUCAACCACACAAAAGACUAGAGAAUCUACGCUCGUCGUGUCCGUUUCACCCUGUGGUGAUGUGUGCACCUCUUUGCAUGGUGAGGAGGAAGAUCUCACCCCAGACAGUGACGAUCCCGGAAAGAGUAAGCGUCACGAAAGAUUGUUUCACAGGCAGAAUGCUAUGUGGAUCAGCACUAGUGUCACCUCUGACUACUUUCUUCAGAAUUCUCCUAGUCGGCUUGGCGGAAGCCCUCGGCAGCAUUCAAGUCCUACUUUUUUUUCUGGGCCCAGAUAUUCCUUCAGCUCUCCAUCCAGUCCACUUUUGCCUAUACCCUGCCAACCUGGAACACCAUAUCGUGAAGCACCAGUGACCGUGUCCCUCUUAAUCAGUCCAGACAGGUCUGGAGAAUCUCAGAAGAACAACUCACAAGUGGAUAGCAAGACCAAAGCUCCAGGUACUCCAAUAAUAGGAUUAACAGGAUUGUCUGGGCCUCCUGAGCAAGUAAAGAUGACUCCUGUUCUAUUAACACCAUGUAAAGAAAAAGGGAGUAGAAUUCUCAAACUCACCAAGGCCUCUAAAAGUCAAGUGGAAAAAUCGGAGCCCCGUGAAAAAAGUCAAAGCCAAAAAAGUGGCUCCAACCGAUUGUCCUGGCCUGAAAAUGAAGGAAGUAAAAGUCGUUCAAAGUCCUCCUCAAAAAGCAGCCCAAGAGCAGAGACUCCAAAACUUUCUGGGGGUGGAAAAAACCUGUUGUCUCCAUCCUCAUGUGACCCCAAAGCAUUUAGAAAGGGAAAAAGCAGGACAGUGGACAACAGUGACCUAGACCUACUACCUGAAGAUUUGAAGAAACAAGGGAAGGAGGGAGCAUCUCCUACUGGGGACAAGGCCAAGACUGCAGCUAGGGACAGGAAGAUGCUGAAGUUCAUUAGUGGUAUCUUCACCAAGUCUACUGUGGCCUCUUCCGUCUCCCCAAGUGGAUUAAGUCCUGGAGAUGAGAGAGAUUUUGAAAAAUGUGUAAUCAAUAGCCAAGAAUGGACCCUCAGUCGCACAGUACCAGAAAUACGUGUGGGAGUUCUGGGUAAUGUCAAAAGUGCAAAAUCUUCUCUGGUUCACCGAUUUGUUACUGGAUCCUAUCUGCCAUUAGAGGCACCAGAAAGUGAUCAGUUCAAGAAAGAGAUUAGUGUGGAGGGCCAAAGCUACCUACUGCUGAUUAGAGAAGAAGCGGGGGCACCAGAUGCAAAGUUUUCCAACUGGGUGGAUGGCGUCAUCUUCGUGUUCAGCCUGGAGAAUGAGGCAAGUUUUCAGGACAUAUUCCAGUAUUAUGCUCUCCUGGCAAACUAUCGUAACGUGUCGGACAUUGCUGUGGCAUUGGUGGGAACUCAAGAUAAAAUCAGCUCCAACAACCCCAGGGUGAUUGAAGAUGUGCGAGCCAGAGGUCUGUGCAAUGACAUGAGGCGAUGUAUGUACUAUGAGACAUGCGCCACCUAUGGGUUAAAUGUGGAUCGAGUCUUCACCGAAGUUGCUCAGAAGGUCUUAUCGCUGAAGAGACAGCAACAGCUACUAUCAUGCAAGUCAUUACCCAGUUCUCCAAGUCAUUCCGGUGGUUCCACUCCAUUAUCAGUGCAGACUAGUAAUGGAGGACCAGGAAACGACUACUCUUCGUCAUUGCCUUCUACCCCAAACAUCAGCCACAGAGAGCUGCGCAGUGAGGUGUCCAUCGCAGUCAGCACACCAGGGCCACUUCAUCGUGGAGCUAAGCGACGUACAAGCCUUUUCCCAACCCGAAGGGGCAGUGAUAUGGAGAAGAGGAGUUUUGAUAGUCGAGGUGACCCCAUCACUGGCGGCCGAGCUCUGCCUAUCAAACAGAGCUUUUUAAUGAAACGCAGUGGUAAUUCUCUGAACAAGGAGUGGAAGAAGAAGUAUGUUACAUUGACAAGUAAUGGAGUAUUGCUCUAUCAUCCAAGUAUUAAUGACUACUUGCACAACACACAUGGGAAGGAGAUGGACCUUUUGAGGACAACAGUGAAAGUGCCUGGAAAGAGACCUCCUAGAGCUAUUUCUUCUUGCGGCCCAUCAGCCAGUAUAAAUGGCUUAUUAAAAGAUGUUAGCAGUCCCACAGUGACUGAUACACCAACUAACAGGCCACCAACAACAAAGAGCAGCUCCACUGGGGAUGUGAUUUCCAGCCCAUCCAGCAACAAGGAGCCUCCACCAUCACCACUAAGUGACAAAAAGAAAAAGGGGAGGAAGAAAAACAUGACUCCCUCAAAAACAGAGGGCUCAGCAGGACAGGCAGAUGCCAAGCGCAAAAUGUGGAAAUUAAAAACAUUUGGUAGUUUAAGAAACAUUUAUAAAACAGAAGAGAACUUUGAAUUCAUCAUUGUAUCAAGUACUGGACAAACAUGGCAUUUUGAGACCGGCAGUUUUGAAGAAAGGGAUUCCUGGGUACAUGCCAUCGAAAGUCAGAUCCUUGCAAGUCUACAGUGCUGUGAAAGUAGCAAAAACAAGGCUCGCUUGGACAGUCAAAGUGAAGCUGUAGCCAUCCAAGCUAUCCGCAACGCAAAAGGGAAUAAUUUCUGCGUAGACUGCAAUGCACCAAAUCCUACUUGGGCCAGCUUGAAUCUGGGUGCCCUGAUCUGCAUUGAAUGCUCUGGAAUCCAUCGGAAUCUUGGAACACAUUUGUCCCGAGUGCGCUCCUUGGAUCUUGAUGACUGGCCCCUUGAGCUGACUCUGGUCCUGACAUAUAUUGGCAAUGAAAUGGCUAACAGCAUCUGGGAGAUGACAACUCAAGGUCGGACUAAGCCACAUCCUGACUCUUCCAGGGAAGAGAGAGAAUCAUGGAUCCGAGCAAAGUACGAGCAGCGUUUAUUUUUGGCUCCUUUAAAAAGCCCAGGGGUGCCACUUGUCAAACAGCUGUUCAAAUCAGUUCAAGAAAAGAAUCUGCCCAAUGUCUUACUUCUGCUGGCACACAGUAAUAAGGAACAGAUCAAUAGCCCCACCGGAGAUCGGGACAGGCGCACCGCUCUUCAUAUGGCCUGUGAGCUGCCUAAUGUGGUGAUGACACAGCUGCUAGUCUGGUAUGGAGUUGACGUAAAGGCCAAGGACGUUAAUGGUCACACGGCGCUCUUUUAUGCUAGGAAAUCUGCAAAUCAAGAGUGUGUGGACAUUCUACUUCAACAUGGAUGCCCUAAUGAGCCCUCGAGUUCCAUGAGUACCCCAAUUCAGAGAAGGAAAAGCAGCUGUUCUAGCAUUUUAAGAACUGAUUCCCGGACUGCCCUUGUAUAGCCAGCCACACUGUCAUGAAGAAAGCUGGCUUCAAAUCAGUGACUUUGUAACCAGUCAAAAACUUGUCUGGUUGCUUUUCCGUGCCAAUGUAUAAGAAAAAAAGCAAGAAUUUAUCUGUAUAUAAGGAUGGGAUAUGUAUAUUUUGAAGUAAGUUACUGAAGAAAUGCCAACCAUCUUAAUAAUAUUCCCAUAUUGUAAUGUUUUAAUCUUUUUCUGCCCUUCUUGCUGUAAUCCAGCAUAGUAGUAUUUAAUGCCUUAAUUCUUUCAUUAGUGAAAGAACCAUCAAUUUGAACACUCCCUUCUGUCAAUGUUUACAGCAGGAUAAUGUCUUCUGAGCACAGGCAAACACCCUUAUUUUGAUUGCCACAUCCUAUGAUCAAGCUGAAUUCUUAUAUCGAUUUCCAAUUACUUUUUGGCUCAUAAAAUGUAUUAACAGGGUCAGCUAGUUACUGGAGCAGGAUCUUGUGUCAUAUAUUGAGAUCAAAUACAAUAUGGAACACCUUAAGCUCAAAGACAGUUAAUAGUGUUACAGAUUUGGAGGAUUUUAUUAUAUUUUAAAGUUGUUCACCUCAUUGUUGAGCUCUACACACAAUAUCCUUUGCAGUAGGAUUACAAUAGGCACCAAAAAAAUAUAUAUGCGUGUUAACGAAAACAUAACAUGUUCUGCUAUGCUUGAUGGAAGUAUUCUGUUGAUGGCUACAGACAGAGCCCAUUGCAUAAAGCAACACUUCUGUUUGAAACACUAGAAAGUUCAAAACCAUUUACAAGCAUAAAAAUAAAA
Molecule: messenger RNA, 5857 nt
Organism: Rana temporaria (common frog)
Lineage: Eukaryota; Metazoa; Chordata; Amphibia; Anura; Ranidae
Gene: AGAP2
Product: ArfGAP with GTPase domain, ankyrin repeat and PH domain 2
Exons: 18
Coding region: 25-5076 (1683 amino acids)
Cellular component (GO): nucleus
Molecular function (GO): GTPase activator activity; GTP binding; protein binding
Source: RefSeq, a predicted model, not a curated record